GCCAUUGACGCGCGACCGCCCGAGGCGCUCACACAGUGGUCUCGGCGCGCAUAACGCGCAUUACACUAACGGCGAAACUUGUGUCGAUGGACGCGCAUCAAACGGUGUGAUCGGUCGCUCCGGCAGUGCAAUACUAGUGUAUAAUCAUUAGUCGCGUGGCCUAUUGGGAUCGUCGCCAGCAUGGACGCGGUGCUGGCAGCGCUCGUAGCGCUCAUGGCACUGGCAGCCGCGAUGGCCGCCGUGCUGAGCACGCUCUCCAAAGCCGCGAUUUUCGCUCUCCUGGCGAUCGCGCCCUGUGUAUACCGCUACAGGAAACGCAUUUACGUAAUCGUCAAGACUCUACCCCGAGAUCUCAAAUUCUUGUGCCGCUACGUGAAAGGCAUCGUCCGACAGAAGAUAUGGGGGCUACAGGAUGCCACGGUCGCGGGGCUGUUUACAAAACGCGCGGCGCUCAUGCCCGACGCGCCUUGCUUCAUUGUCGUCGGGGACCGCACCUGGACCUACAAGGAGAUGGCUGCCAAGUCUAACCAAGUGUCACGCGUGAUGCAAGAGCACGUCAACCUGAAGCGCGGCGACGUAGUGUGCGUGUUCAUGCCCAACUGCGGCGAGUACGCGUGGACGUGGCUUGGCAUGGCUAAGCUCGGCGCCGUGUCCGCACUCAUCAACAGCAACCUGCGCCACAAGCCGCUGCUGCACUGCAUCCAGGUCGCCAAGGCCAAGGCCAUCGUGUUCUCCGACCAGAUGGCGGACGCCGUGGCCGAGGUCCGCACCCAGCUGCCGGCUGACAUGAAGCUGUUCCAGUUGUACGGCACGCCGGCUCCCGGCGUCCUGGACUUCGGCGCGGAGAUGGAGCGCCACCCGCCCGACUACCCGCUGGUCACCGACCCGCCGCACUACAAGGACACGCUGCUCUACAUCUACACUUCAGGCACGACCGGAAUGCCAAAGGCUGCCGUGCUGCCUAAUUCCAAGUACCUUCUAAUCGUGCUGGCAACAGUGCACAUGCUGGGGCUGAAGUCGUGGGACCGCAUGUACAUCCCGCUGCCGAUGUACCACACGGCGGGCGGCGUGGUGGGCACGGGCGCGGCGCUGGUGGAGGGCAUCCCGUCCGUCGUCCGCCCCCGGUUCUCCGCAUCCAACUUCUGGACUGACUGUAUCAACUAUCAGUGCACGGUAGCGCAGUACAUCGGCGAAAUGUGCCGCUACCUGCUGGCGCAGCCGCCGCGGCCGACCGACGCGCAGCACCGCGUGCGCAUCAUGGUGGGCAACGGCAUGCGCCCGGCCAUCUGGCAGAACAUCGUUGACAGGUUCAAAGUGCCCCAGAUAAAUGAAAUUUACGGCGCGACAGAGGGCAACGCCAACAUAAUAAACGUGGACAACACAGUGGGCGCGGUGGGCUUCCUGCCGAGGAUCCUGCCGGCCAGCGCGCUGCCCAUCGCCGUGGUGCGCGUGGACGAGCAGGGCGCGCUCGUGCGCGGCCCUGAUGGCUUCUGCAUCCGCUGCGACCCGGGCGAACCGGGCAUGUUCAUCGGUCUCAUUGCCCAGGGGAAUGCUUCGAGGGAAUAUUACGGUUACGCCGACGAGACCGACAGCAACAAGAAGCUAGAACGCGAUGUGUUCCGAAAGGGCGACGCGGCGUUCGUCAGCGGCGACCUCCUGGUCGGCGACGAGCUGGGCUACCUGUACUUCCGCGACCGCACCGGCGACACGUACCGCUGGAAGGGCGAGAACGUGUCCACGGGCGAGGUGGAGAACGCGCUCAGUGCCAGCCCCGCGCUCGGCAACAGGGAGGCCGUGGUGUACGGCGUGUCGAUCCCCCACAACGAGGGGCGAGCGGGCAUGGCGGCCAUCGCGGACCGCGCGCGCACGCUGGAGCUGGCGCGGCUGGCGCGCGACGUGGACGACGCGCUGCCGGGCUACGCGCGCCCGCUCUUCCUGCGCAUCGUCGACGACAUCGACAUGACCAGCACAUUCAAAAUAAAGAAGCUGCAGUACCAGAAGGAGGGCUUCGACCCGGACGUGAUCCGCGACCCGCUGUACUUCCGCGCCGGCGCGCACUUCGUGCCCGUCACCUCCGACCUCUGCAGGGACAUCUGCAGCGGCCGCGUCAAGCUCUAGACUAACACCCAUGCACGCCCCACGCCCCACGCCCCACGCCCCACGCCCCACGCGAGGGAAACGUGCGGUUACAGCGGGUCUCUAUUGUUUCCCAUAAACUUUUAAGUCAUAAUGUAUUGUUUGUCCGCAUUUUUCAUUAGUCAUAAUUUAGUUUUUCUUAGAAACGCGUAACUUUAGAAUUGCCAUAAAACAAACCUAACCUAUCUAUAGGAUAAAACCUUAGGAAAAUCCUGAAAAAAUAACGGUUUCAGAAUUAAAACUAAUGAUAAUCUGACAAUCGUUACAUUAUGACUCAAUAAUUAUGCCAAACAACGGGAUCCCGUUUACAGCACGAGUGUGAUUGACGCGGACACAUUGGGCUAUGAGCGCGUAUGAAAGCGACAAUGUUACAGUUUGUUAGUGUAUAUGUACGGAUAUUGGUUGCGUUUUUAUCAGUUAUGAUGUCAUGCGUUACUAGAGUGUCGAACGAUGAUAUACGAUAAAAGGGCAAUCAUCUUAGGCAAGCCGGCUCAUAUUAUAUUAGCCGUAAUUUGCUUACAUUUCUGGUUCGAUAGUUAUAUUUACAUAAAGACCCAGAAAUCUACCUAUUCGGCCAGUUACUCGUUACAUACAUUAGAGAACUAAGUGUACCUAACGUUGUUAUUUUAUAACUGCGCUUAAAACCCAAUGUUAAGAAGCGAGACGCAUGAGCUUCAUAAAGGAUAUCGUUUUUGUUACAAGUAAUAUUUUCGUGUUGUUUUCUGUAUGUAUACCUAUCUACAAUCUCAUGCGCCUCUGGACUUUACUCGAUGCGUCAGUACUAUUCUUGCACCUCACGUCGCACUUAUUUACCCUUUAAACGCUUUACGUUAUAAACAAAAGCUAGCUAAUGUAAACCUUACUUGAAAGUGUGAAGGUUACUUUGACAGCGUACGUCAUAACAACUAUAGUUGUCCAUGGCGCUGUGGGCACGACUAGUGUUAGACAAGGUUAAAGGGAAAGGUGUCGAGGUCUGCAUAAAAGUAAAAGAUUUUGCUCCAUUAAUGAACAUAUAGUAAUUACCUAUUGUUAUAAGCCGGUACUUAGCUUUCUCUAGCACGUUUUUUUGUGAUUUGGUACAGGGUCGGAGCUAGUAGCGAAACUGGUGUUUCACUUAGGCCGUGUUGAAAACGCUGGCCUGAGACCAGAGUGAAGGCGGAUAAUUGAUUUAUACGAUUAAUUGAUGCUGUACUAUAAUUAGACUACCCUACAUAUAUUAUGAUGAUUGUAAUGUUUAGGUUAUGUUUUUACGUUGUUAACUUAUUUAGUGGAAGUGUUUUCUUUGCACUUCUUUGUGAAAUUCACUAUAAUAUUCUGAUGCGGUUAUCGGUGUUUUACGUGCUAGUAAAAUGGUGGUAGAACUAUUUCCGUAAUUAGUAUGUUACUGUUGGUUUGUGAAUGUUUCAAAUCUGCGAGUGUUGUGGUGGUGCAGGCGAGUAGUCAAUUAGAUGCGUAGGGCAUGUUCAAUAAACACCAGUUUAUAUCUAUUAAUUAUGUUUUAUAAGGAACCAGAGAUUUUAGCAGUAUAUUCUUGAUCAUAAUAAUAUCACGUAAAGUUUUAUGGAAUUAGCCUAGUUUCAGUUAAAACCAGUUAAAAAAAUCUUUUUAUUGUUACUUUGUGAAAAACGCCUUUUUGCCAUCAAUGCGACGCGAUGUUGCCAUUAUGGGACCUAGUCCAAAUAUCCUUAUUGAUAGAUGUUAAAAAGUGACAAGUAACACUGCAAAAACUAGGUUUUACAAAAAAAAAUGCUUUUUGAGUGACAGUUUUACAAAUAGCAUUUACUUUAUGUACAAAUAAUGAUUUGUACAUAAAGAAAAUCCGAUUAAAAAAUAUUUUGCUUUGCGCAAUUUACCUAAACUCAAAUAACAUUUUUUCCUUCUUUUGGCCUCAGAAAUACAUGGCUAAAUUCUCUCGAGUUCCUCGUGUUGUGUACGACAAACAACAAUAAGUACUUGUGUACGAUGCAUUUUUUGUAUAUAAAUAUUCUUUGAAAUAAACAUGGCAGUUCGUCGUUGCGCUUGUAAAUUCCGCUAUGUGAUCUGCCAAAUUUACAGGAUAGAAAACCUUUUGAAAACUACGUUCAGGUUUUAGUUUCAGUUUUCACAUGUCUGAAUUUACUAGUACAACGACGAGUUGGUAGUAUUUUGGUAACCCGAAAUAUUUUUUUCCCCUUACUAGCUCGGAAAGCCGUCUUUUAUCCUUUAAAACAAGCGGGGAAAAACGUAUUUUAUCCACUAGUGGGGAAAGUAAUUUGACCUUGGAUGGAGCGUGUUUAAGUAGCUUUUGACAGAUAACAAAACGGAAAACGCUCAUAAUAAUGGUUCGUUCGAUAUUAAUUAUCAUAAAUAAAUGGUUUGAGAAUUUAAUAAAAAAUACCAAAUUUAGCUUUAAUUAAUGAUUUUAAGUCAUAUACUUACCUUAAAUUUCAUAAGAAACAUUUGUUUUUUAAAUGAUGUUGAAUGUAAUUCUGAACGCACAAGUUGAGUCGAUGCAAUUUCAAAACGCAUCGUCAGAAAUGUCAAAAUUGUCAACAAAAAUUUUCUUACCAACUCCGACACGUAAAAUACACAACUUCCAGAGUUUUCUGUUAUAAUAUCGUAUUAUCGUAAAAAAUGUGUGAUUCCAGUGAUGAAGAUAAUCUAACGCCUGUGGAUGUUGCACUUUCCUCGCUAUAGUGAGGGGAAAAGUUUUGUGUUACACACGGGUGCAAAUGUAUUUUACUUCUCGUGUGUUGAAACACUCGCGGGUAAAAUACAACUUUGCACCCUUGUAUAACAAAUAACUAUUGUAUCUUUAUUUAAAUUCAUUACCUAUAUGUACUACACUGCUAAAAAUGCCUAUAAUUAGUAAGUCAUCUGUAAGCGGAAUUAAAGAUAUUUUUAAAUAUUUCAAUUAUUCAAUAAUUUUACAGCCUUCCUAAUGUUUAACUAAUCAAUUUGAAGCAAUAAAUAUUAUCUAAACCAUUUACCUACAAUAAUAAUGACACUAAGAAUGUGAGAACAAAUAUUUAGUCUAAUACAAAUAUAUGUAGAUAAACUAUAUUGUAGAUAACAUUCCACCAUCUAGUCUCAUAAGCAGUUUUAUUUGGAGUAAAAGUGCACCCAGCAUUCUUUAUGAUUCCUGUUCCUGUUUGAAACAUGUUUUUUUAUUUUUAUUUUAAGACAGUUAUUUCAAUGGAACGUCUAUUAUAUUGUUUGAAAAUUAUUGUAAAUAUGUGUUGCGUGCAGCUGAAAAAAAUUAAACUUGGAAAAACAAAGCGUAACAGUACAAACUUUGUAUGGACAUUCCAUUCAGAUAUCUGUGCCUUGCAACAAAUUGCACUUAGAACACGUACCUAGUGCGCCGUCGAACUGCGCUCCGAAUUUGUUGUUGUAAAUAAAUACCUAAAUUAUAA
This is a messenger RNA of Cydia strobilella, 5531 nucleotides long. Its product is annotated as long-chain fatty acid transport protein 4-like. Gene Ontology annotation, cellular component: endoplasmic reticulum. Gene Ontology annotation, molecular function: long-chain fatty acid-CoA ligase activity; long-chain fatty acid transmembrane transporter activity. Gene Ontology annotation, biological process: triglyceride homeostasis. The record is from RefSeq and is a predicted model, not a curated record. The transcript has 12 exons. The coding region runs from base 181 to 2118 and encodes 645 amino acids. Lineage: Eukaryota; Metazoa; Arthropoda; Insecta; Lepidoptera; Tortricidae.